This is a messenger RNA of Cetraspora pellucida, 1014 nucleotides long. Lineage: Eukaryota; Fungi; Glomeromycota; Glomeromycetes; Diversisporales; Gigasporaceae. The record is from the annotation of a GenBank genome assembly.
AUGGCUCCUUACAUGCCUAUUCUUUUGAUUACUUGUACGGUGAACGCUGCUAAGAAACCCAGUCCUACUGUUGCUAAUUCUCCAGCUUCUGUCUCUUCCGCAUCGGAACCAAGUACUACGGUGACAAUCAAUGGCAAGACAAUGGUAUAUCCUCCACUCGAUACUACACCUGAUCCAAAUGAUCCUGUCGUCCAAGAAUAUAUUAAGGGAUUAAAUUUAAGUUCAGUUCCAAACCUUCCGCGUUCUAAUGGUGGUGUACCCAAUCAUCUUCAACCCACUUGCAAUAGUUCAACCCAACUCGAUCCAGACCAAGGAUCUUGGACUUGUCAAAAGCAUACUGCUUCCGAUGAUAUUCAAGAAUGUCCAACAGUAGGAAAUUGGGGGGUAACUUAUGAUGAUGGCCCAUCGGAGUCGACGCCUCAGUUGUUGGAUACUCUAGAUGAAUGCAAUUUGAAAGCCACAUUCUUUGUCGUUGGUAGCCGCGCAGUUUCUAAUCCUGGUAUUCUUGCAGACGCUUACAAAAGAGGUCACAAUAUCGCUGUGCAUACUUGGUCACAUCCUGCACUUACUUCUCUUUCCAACGAACAAGUUAUCGCUGAACUAUAUUGGACAGUAAAGGCUAUCAAAGAUGUUUGCGGCGUCACGCCUAUUUACUAUCGUCCCCCAUUUGGCGAUACCGACAAUCGUGUUCGUGCAAUUACACGUGCAAUGGGUUUGAAAACUGUUCUCUGGAUUCCGACCUUUGACAGCAAUGAUUGGAAACUUGUCGCCACUCCACCUGAGAAAGAUGACGUUGUAAUCAAUACUUUUAAUAAUUGGACACAAAUAUUCCCGACUAUGUCCACAGGAUUUAUUGUUCUUCAACAUGAUCUUUAUCCUCAAACUGUAGCUGCGGCAAUUAAAGUCCUAAAAUUAGCUGUCAAAGUUAAGGGUUUGAAUAUGACUACAGUACCUCAAUGUGUAGGAGAUACCAAACCAUACUUAGAAGUUGGAGGUAGCCCAGGACAAUAUUAA